Drosophila busckii is the source of this 1187-nucleotide messenger RNA. RefSeq names its product GATA zinc finger domain-containing protein 10. The record is from RefSeq and is a predicted model, not a curated record. NCBI's taxonomy places the organism in Eukaryota, Metazoa, Arthropoda, Insecta, Diptera, Drosophilidae. Bases 480 to 854 code for a protein of 124 amino acids. The transcript is spliced from 2 exons.
UUUUAGUACAGAAAUUUCGAACUUUCCUAAUUGACUUUACAUAUGUAGGUAUGUGGUACUCUCUCUCUCUUUCGCUCUAAAUUUUGAGCUGAGAGUAUAAACCAAAUCACAACUAAAAACAUUGAGAGGGAGAGCAAUAAUAUAAGAGCCCUUGACAUUGACAUUGGCUUCGAACAGAAGCUACGCAAAAAACAUGCAAGCAAACAAAUUAAGAGAGAGAGAGAGAGAACGUAUGAAAGCUUUCUCUUUCGAAAGUGGACUUUAAAAGCUGGGAGACCUUUUGCAUUCGUUGCACUUGUUAACUGAACUUUGAACAGAACGCAGUGAUAGUGAAAGGGCCAACUAACCAGCAAAAGGAGCAACGAGAAUCAAAAAAUGCAACACAAAAAAACGAAGCUUUUUAAAUUUUAGUUUAACAUUUUCGGCUAACUUAAAGAUGUAUGUGCGUUCCUUGAAACGUAUACAAAAAUACUGUGACAAUGUUUUGGACUGCAGUUGCCUCCUCAACGGUUUCGUCCGCCGCCUCCGAUCCGUCCGCGGCAUUGGCCAGUGCUGCACCUACGUAUCAGCAGUUGCAUACGAAGCCACCGCGAACAACUCACAAUUCCUGGCAGCAUAGCAAUGCAGCAUUUAAGGCGCGACGCCAUGAACAGCAGCAGCAGCAGCACAAGCAACAAAAACGUGAGCAGCAGCAACAGAUAGAAAAAUUGCAAGAAGAAGAGUCAAAACGACUGGAGGAUAACCAACAACAAAAACAGAAAUUAGUAAACAAUAAGAAAAAAAUGGCAGUAAAAAGUGAAAGCAAAAUAUUGAAAGCCUUCAAAGCCUGCAAAUGCGCGCAAAAUGAAGUCUAAAUCAAAAGUCUAAUACUUAUAUCAUUAUUUCAUUUGCCAAUUACUUGAAGUCCUAUGCUUAAAUUCCAAUAGGACAAACAACAGGUAGUGAACAUUAUGGAGUAAACAUAACAAAGAUAAGCAACGCUCACAGCACGGUACACAAAGGACAUUCUACUACACAAUCUGUGUUGUCGCACACAAAAGUUCGUAGCCAAUUAGCCAACUGGCUGCUAACGAAAUGAAAAACACGGCUUGCGGCUCACACAACAAUUUUUUGGAAACAUUUUGGUAGCAACCGAAAACGUGACUGAAAACAUUUUGAAAUUUGGAAUUUUUUGAUAAAUCCUUUAC